UCCGUCAUGGCCAAAAAGGAAUUCCAGCUCAUCCAUAUUUUCAAGAAUGUAUCGAAAUUGGAAGAUGGUGGAGUUCUUCUCAGUCCCAUCGAAGAGCAUUUUAAUAUUCCAUGGCAAAUUAGAAUUAGCCGCCAAGAAGGACACAUGGGUGCACAUAUUCUCUGUCUGAAGACAAAGGAUAACAAUGCACCCUGGGAAGUUAACUCCGAAGCCCAGUUGAAACUCGUCACUUCAUCUGGAAAAAGUACCACAUUUGACGGCAUUAAACUUUGGUCAGAUGACCAUGGAAGUGGAAAAGCUGCCCCUGGAGCACCAUACUCUUAAGCAACACAUAAACAUAGGAA
Molecule: messenger RNA, 344 nt
Organism: Caenorhabditis elegans
Lineage: Eukaryota; Metazoa; Nematoda; Chromadorea; Rhabditida; Rhabditidae
Gene: math-31
Product: MATH domain-containing protein
Exons: 2
Coding region: 7-324 (105 amino acids)
Source: RefSeq, marked reviewed